This is a messenger RNA of Bombyx mandarina (wild silkworm), 463 nucleotides long. RefSeq names its product NADH:ubiquinone oxidoreductase subunit V3 (gene NdufV3). Lineage: Eukaryota; Metazoa; Arthropoda; Insecta; Lepidoptera; Bombycidae. Gene Ontology annotation, cellular component: respiratory chain complex I; mitochondrion. The record is from RefSeq and is a predicted model, not a curated record.
UAUAUUGAAAUUUACUUCGAAGUCCAUGGUGAUUAAUCUAUGAUUCAAAAUUGGAGAAGUAAAAGCUAUGAUUCGAUUGUGUAAUAAAAUGAAUAGAUUCGGGGUGCUGAAGAGCAAUACGCUCCGCAUUGCAACUCGAUUUUACAGUGAAGGCUCCACACAAAACGAAAGUCCUAGUUUUUCUUCGCCUCCAACAAAUUCGACGAUUCCUGAAGUCAAUGGAUUGAGUAGCGCCGUCAUUCAUCCAGCUUCGCAACCUGUGGGCCCCGGUGUGGAUCCAAAAAAAACCGGAGCGUACAAAGUUCCAGAAUAUUUCUGUUAUGAUAAUGUGAGCUUCUUCGAAGCUGAAAUUGAGAUGGCGAAGUACCGAUUGCCACAACCUUCGGCCCUCAAAAAGUAAAUUUUAAUUUGCUUGAUAUUAGAUGUAAUGUAGUAAUUUAAUAAAUACAGUUUUACUAAGUUA